Molecule: messenger RNA, 2871 nt
Organism: Pichia membranifaciens NRRL Y-2026
Lineage: Eukaryota; Fungi; Ascomycota; Pichiomycetes; Pichiales; Pichiaceae
Exons: 1
Coding region: 1-2871 (956 amino acids)
Biological process (GO): fructose 1,6-bisphosphate metabolic process; canonical glycolysis; fructose 6-phosphate metabolic process
Cellular component (GO): 6-phosphofructokinase complex; cytoplasm; mitochondrion
Molecular function (GO): AMP binding; fructose-6-phosphate binding; identical protein binding
Source: RefSeq, a predicted model, not a curated record
AUGACGUUAGAAAGUCCCUUGUGCAAUUCUACGGCCACGGUAAUAUUCUAUGCACCAAACGCAGCGUUAUACGAACAGGUCAAGGAGUUCUACAAGAAUGUUUUGAACUUCACUGUCGACGAACACUCCUACGACUCAUGCUCUUUGCUUGCGAACAAGGCUGCCUCCUGCAACGUUUCAGCGAUAAGUUUGCUGGUUGACGAAGAAAACGCAGCAUCGGUCACGGAAAUUGAGGGAAACAUUAACAACCUACUAAGCCACAAGAAGAAGAGAGAUUGGAGAACACUCCAGAGUGCCAUUUCUCUUGAAAGUGACAAGCUUUUAGCUGUGAUUGAGAAACUGAAAAAUGCCAACUGUGAGUUCCAGAUCAGACCAGACGAAUUGAACCCAUUCGAGGUGUACGUCAUUGAUCCCUUAGGCUCGAUAGUCGGUUUCACGGCAUUGAAAAAUGCAUUUGCAGUCAAUGAGUCUUCCAGAACUUUCAAAUCUGCUGAUUUUGUUUUUGAAGGCGAAGCGGCAUCUUCUGUCAGGAGUUUUUUGGAUGACUCCCAUAGUAGUUCAAACGAUGCGGCUGUGAAGAGACAAAGAAACAUUGCUGUUAUGACUUCCGGCGGUGAUGCACCUGGUAUGAAUGCCAAUGUUAGAGCAAUCGUCCGUUCUGCAAUCAACAAAAACUGCCGUGUGUUUGCAGUUCAUGAAGGUUACUCCGGCUUGGUCAAUGGAGGACCAGAAUACAUCAAAGAAAUGAAAUGGGUCGAUGUCCGAGGGUGGUUAAACAUGGGCGGUACUAAUAUUGGUACUGCCAGAUGCAAAGAGUUCAGAGAAAGAUGGGGCAGACUGAAGGCGUGUAAGAACAUGAUUGAAGCUGGUAUCGACGCAUUGAUUGUCUGUGGUGGCGAUGGUUCGUUAACCGGUGCCGAUCUGUUUAGAGCCGAAUGGCCUGACCUUAUCAAAGAAUUAUUAGACAAGAAGGAAAUAACAGAAGAUACAUAUCACACAUACAAACACUUGAAUAUAUGUGGUACUGUGGGUUCAAUUGACAAUGAUAUGUCAAGUACCGAUGCUACCAUUGGUGCUUUUUCAUCUUUGGACAGAAUUUGCCACGCGAUAGAUUAUAUCGAUGCAACCGCCAAUUCUCAUCAGAGAGCAUUCGUCAUUGAGGUUAUGGGUAGGCAUUGUGGUUGGUUGGCAUUGAUGGCUGCCAUUGCAACCAGUGCAGAUUACGUUUUCAUUCCAGAAAAGCCCACCUCAGUGGAUGAAUGGUCCGAUCAUAUGUGUGAGGCAGUUUCUCAGCAUAGAUCAAGAGGUAAGAGAAAGACCAUUGUUGUUGUUGCAGAAGGGGCAAUCAGCUCAAACCUUACCCCGAUAACAUGUGAGGAUGUGAAAAAAGUCCUUGUUGAUAGACUAGGAUUGGAUACCAGAGUAACUACAUUGGGUCACGUUCAAAGAGGUGGUCCUGCUGUUGCCUUUGAUCGUUUCUUGGCUACUCUACAGGGUGUGGCAGCUGUUGAUGCAGUUUUGGAGGGUACUCCUGAUACACCAUCUCCUAUGAUCGGUAUUGCUGAGAAUAAAAUCGUGAGAAGAAAGUUAGUCGACGCGGUUAAACUUACUAAGUCGGUUGCCAAGGCAAUUGAAGAUAAAGAUUUCGAAAAGGCUAUUUCUUUGAGAGACUCGGAGUUUCAUGAACACCUCAAGUAUUUGAUUGCGAUGAAUACAGCAGACUUCAGAGAACCUUCACUACCAGUCAAGAAAAGAAAGAACUUUGCAAUCAUAAAUGUUGGUGCGCCUGCAGGUGGUAUGAAUUCCGCAACUUACGCUUUUGCAAACUACUGCAUGUCUAGGGGACACGUUCCAUAUGCAAUUUACAAUGGUUUCAGUGGUCUUGCGAGACAUGAAUCUAUCCGUUCCAUUGAUUGGUUGAACAUAGAAAACUGGAAUUCAUUAGGUGGUUCCGAAAUUGGCACUAACCGUACGACACCUGAAGAAGCUGAUCUUGGUCUAGUGGCUUACUAUUUCGAGAAAUACCAAUUAGAUGGGUUGAUAGUGGUUGGUGGUUUCGAAGCAUUGGAAUCGGUUUCUCAAUUGGAAGCAGCAAGAGAAAGUUACCCAUCGUUGCGAAUUCCAGUUGUCUUAAUUCCUGCAACAAUCUCGAAUAAUGUCCCAGGUACAGAAUACUCUUUAGGCUCUGAUACAUGUUUGAACAAAUUGGUUGAAUAUUGUGAUAUCAUUGGCCAAUCUGCUUCUGCAACAAGAAACCGUUGUUUUGUUGUCGAAUGUCAGGGAGGUAACUGUGGUUAUAUGGCAACUAUGGCACAACUAUGUGCUGGUGCAGAGUGUUCCUACGUUCCAGAGGAAGGAAUAUCACUAGAGCAGUUGGAGACUGAUAUACAAACUUUGAAGGCAGGAUAUGCGUCAGACAAGGGAAGAAAUCACACUGGCCGUAUCUUGAUAAAAUCAGAAAAGGCAAGCAAAGCAUUGUCAACAGAGGUCAUUGGUCAAAUGAUUAGCUUGGAGUCUGAGGGACGGUUUGAUUCGAGAACAGCGAUCCCGGGUCACGUUCAACAAGGAGGUAUCCCAUCGCCUAUUGACAGAACACGUGCCACUCGUUUUGCGAUCAAAGCUGUCGAGUUUAUGGAGGAGAAAUGGAGUGUUGUUCACAAUGCUGAAGACGAAAUUGGGGAGUUUGAAGACUCGGAUGAAGUUAGUGCGACUGCUGCGGUAUUAGGUAUUGAAAGGAGCCAUGUCAAAUUCCGUUCUGUGAAGACCAUUUGGAAUAAUGAAACUUCUCAUGGUACAAGAAUGCGUAGAGAGAUAUUCUGGGAGAAUAUCAGGGACAUUGCAGACAUGUUGGUAGGGAGAGUGAAAAUUUAG